This is a messenger RNA of Diospyros lotus (date-plum), 4479 nucleotides long. RefSeq lists its product as uncharacterized. Gene Ontology annotation, cellular component: chromatin; transcription factor TFIIIC complex; nucleus. Gene Ontology annotation, biological process: transcription by RNA polymerase III; regulation of DNA-templated transcription. Lineage: Eukaryota; Viridiplantae; Streptophyta; Magnoliopsida; Ericales; Ebenaceae. Gene Ontology annotation, molecular function: protein binding; DNA binding. The record is from RefSeq and is a predicted model, not a curated record.
CAGUCUAAUUUGGAUCGGAAAACAAUGCCUAGUUGUUAGAAGCCUUAACCCAAUAAUAAUCUCUCCCUUUACAUGGGAAGCAAAGUUGCUGAUUUUCCCGAUGCUUGAGCCCUAGAACAAUCUCUAGAACUUCUUCAGCGAGUGUGGUUUAUUCGUGAAGUUACAGAAUCCGACUCGGCACUAGGAUGGAAGGAGCCAUUGAGGUGGACUUGGACGCCAAAAUUGCAGAGAUUGCGAGCCGAGCAAGGGGAAAGAGGACAGGGAAGGUCGGAGCAAAGAACAAAGGAGGCAAACGCCGGAAGGAGGAGCAAACCGCUGUACUGGACAGGAAGAGUGCGCCGGCCGAUAAUGGUCCUCCGGAAAUUUCAAUUUCGAUGUUUGACUGCUCGGUUGAGAAUCACUUUAGAGCGAUUGAGAGAAUCUGUAAGGUCAGUGGAGAGGCAGAGUGCGAUGGUUUGGAAAAGAGCGAAGUCGAGCGCUUAUCGACCUCAAUCACUUUCUUAAGAGAAUGGUGGCAGUUUAAUUACCAGCCGAGAGCUGUUCAGUUUGCUUGUCAAAAUGAAAGUAGUCCCCAAGGGAAAGAUGUUAUCAGUGGGAUAACUUUACCUCCAUUUUCGGCUGCAACUGUUCCUAGGAAGGAUGAAGAAAAGAACUUGAUGUCUAUGGAAUCCAGAAAAGACUUUGUAAUGUAUGUUGGAGGGCCUGUGUGGGCAUUGGAUUGGUGCCCUAGAGUUCAUCAAAGGUCUGGCCAUCAUGUUAAAUGUGAGUUUAUUGCUGUUGCUGCUCAUCCUGCUGAAUUUUCUUAUCACAAGAUUGGUGCCCCCCUUAUAGGCAGAGGUCUCGUUCAGGUAUGGUGUAUUUUAACUACUGGUAUGAAAGAAGAUGAGGUGCCUCAGGUGUCAAAGAAGCCAAAGCAGAGCCCUAGUGUCACAAGAACAAAGGUCAGAUCACCGCAAUCAAAAAGGCAAAGAUGGAGGCCUAGAAAGAAUCCAAUAAAUGAAUCUGGAGAUAACCUCAAUGGCAAUGAUCAGUACUUGCAGCCUCAUGCGCAUCUAUUUCCUGAAAAUUUAUCCAACUUUCUUCCCAAGCUCAAAUCACCUCCAUCAAAAAAGCAGAGGGGGAGACCCAGAAAGAAGGCAGAAAAUGAAUCCCUAGAUAAUCUUAAUGGCAAUGAUCACCAUCAAGCUCUUGCUGUCCGACCUCCUGAAAACUCCUGCAACUUGCUUCCCUUAGAUAUAGUUUCAACAAAUGUUCAUAAAGAUCAUGCUGAAAAUGAUUCUGGAAGUAAAAGGAAGGAUUCCUGCCAAGGACUUUCGGCGGGUAAUUCGUUGUUGGCAUCUUCAAGUGUGAGGAGCUUGGAGGAUAAUGGAAGGACAAGGGAAUCUACGCACGAACAUGAUCUGCCUUCAUUGACAAUGAAGGUCAAAUCACCUCAAUCAAAAAGGCAAAGGGGGAGGCCUAGAAAGAAUCCAAUAAAUGAAUCUGGAGAUAACCUCAAUGGCAAUGAUCAGUACUUGCAGCCUCAUGCGCAUCUAUUUCCUGAAAGUUUAUCCAACUUUCUUCCCAAGCUCAAAUCACCUCCAUCAAAAAAGCAGAGGGGGAGAUCCAGAAAGAAGGCAGAAAAUGAAUCCCUAGAUAAUCUUAACGGCAACGAUCACCAUCUGCAAGCUCUUGCUGUCCAACCUCCUGAAAACUCCUACAACUUGCUUCCCUUAGAUAUAGUUUCGACCGAUGUUCAUAAAGAUCAUGCUGAAAAUGAUUCUGGGAGUAAACGGAGGAUUCCUGCCAAGGAGUUUCAGCGGAUAAUUCAUUGUUGGCAUCUUAGUGUGAGGAGCUUGGAGGAUAAUGCAAGGACAAGGGAAUCUAUGCACGAACAUGAUCUGCCUUCAUUGACAAUGAAGGUCAAAUCACCUCAAUCAAAAAGGCAAAGGGGGAGGCCUAGAAAGAAUCCAAUAAAUGAAUCUGGAGAUAACCUCAAUGGCAAUGAUCAGUACUUGCAGCCUCAUGCGCAUCUAUUUCCUGAAAAUUUAUCCAGCUUUCUUCCCAAGCUCAAAUCACCUCCAUCAAAAAAGCAGAGAGGGAGACCCAGAAAGAAGGCAGAAAAUGAAUCCCUAGAUAAUCUUAACGGCAACGAUCACCAUCUGCAAGCUCUUGCUGUCCAACCUCCUGAAAACUCCUACAACUUGCUUCCCUUAGAUAUAGUUUCGACCGAUGUUCAUAAAGAUCAUGCUGAAAAUGAUUCUGGGAGUAAACGGGAGGAUUCCUGCCAAGGAGUUUCAGCGGAUAAUUCAUUGUUGGCAUCUUUGAGUGUGAGGAGCUUGGAGGAUAAUGCAAGGACAAGGGAAUCUAUGCACGGACAUGAUCUGCCUUCAUUGAAAAUGAAGGUCAAAUCACCUCAAUCAAAAAGGCAAAGGUGGAGGCCUAGAAAGAAUCCAGAAAAUGAAUCUUUAGAUGAUCUCAAUGGCAAUAAUCAGUACAUGCAACCCCUUGCUGAAAACUCAUCCAACUUGCUUCCUGAGGUCAAAUCACCUCCAACCAAAAAGCAGAAAGGGAGACCCAGAAAGAAGGCAGCAGAGGAACCCCUAGAUAAUAUUAAUAGCAACGAUCACCAUCUUCAAGAUCUUUCUGUCCAGCUUCUGGAAAAUUCCUGCAACUUGCUUUCCCUAGAUAUGGUUUCAACUGGUUCCCAUAAAGAUCACGCUGAAAAUGAUCUGUCUUCAUUGGCACAAAAUGAGCAUCAAGAAUCUUUUCCCAAUAAUCCAAUGAUACUCUCAAACUCUGACUGGAUCCUAUGGAGUCAAGCGAGAAUGUGCCUAAAGCUGGUCUCUCCGGGAGUUGCUACUAAUUGUGUCAUUCCCAUGGAUGUUGCAUUGCCUAGAAUGGUGUUAUGCUUGGCUCACAAUGGGAAAGUGGCAUGGGAUGUGAAAUGGCGACCCAAUGUUUAUGGCAAUGAAGCCAAACACAGAAUGGGAUAUCUUGCUGUCUUGCUUGGAAAUGGAGCUUUGGAAGUGUGGGAUGUUCCUCUUCCUCAAACGAUGAAUGUGAUCUUUUCUGGCUGUCAGGAGGAGGGAACUGAUCCUCGUUUUGUCAAACUGGAGCCCAUCUUCAGAUGUUCAAAAUUGAAAUGUGGUGACAGACAGAGCAUUCCUCUAACAGUGGAGUGGUCUACGUCAUCUCCUCAUGAUUUAAUUCUGGCUGGAUGUCACGAUGGAGUGGUUGCCUUGUGGAAGUUCUCUGCUAGUGGUAUAUCUGAAGAUACGAGACCUUUGCUUUGCUUCAGUGCAGAUACUGUUCCUAUAAGAGCACUAGCUUGGGCCCCAUUUGAGAGUGAUCCCGAGAGUGCAAAUGUUAUUGUAACAGCUGGGCACAGAGGCCUUAAGUUUUGGGACAUACGUGAUCCUUUCCGCCCUCUGUGGGACCUGAAUACAGUGCAGCGGACCGUGUAUAGUUUGGACUGGCUUCCAGAUCCGAGAUGUAUUAUUGUAUCUGUUGAUGAUGGUACCCUAAGGAUCCUCAGUUUGGUGAAGGCUGCAUAUGAUGUUCCUGUUUCUGGAAAACCAUUUGUUGGAACCCAACAGCAAGGAUUCCACAGUUACUACUGUUCACCAUUCGCAAUAUGGAGUGUUCAAGUUUCACGACCAACAGGCAUGGUUGCAUAUUGUUGUGAAGAUGGAACGGUUCUCCGCUUCCAGCUUACAUACAAAGCGGUGGAGAAAGAUCCUUUGCGAAACCGAGCGCCACAUUUUCUGUGUGGGUCGUUGUCCGAGGAAGAUUCAGCUCUUACAGUAAUUAGCCCAUUGCCUGAUAUUCCAUACCCAAUGAAGAAGUCAUUGAGUGAGUGGGGUAAUGCCCCAAGAACCAUACGUGGAUUCUUAUCUGUAUCAAAUCAGGAAAAAAGAGCAAAGGAGCAAACGGGGAAAGCUCAAACAUCAGACGAUCAACCCCUAGCACUGUGUUAUGGCAACGAUCCGGGAACUGAAUUUGGAUCGGAGGACCCGGGUACGUCGCAGACGACCAAACAAAGACCAAAAGCUCAGGCAAGCAGCAAGAAAAAGCAGAAAGCUGAUCAGGCACUAGUUUGCCGAGAUGAAGAGCCAGAGAAGGUAGAAAAAGAUGAGAUGGUUGAAAUGGAAGUUUUUCCUCCAAAGAUAGUUGCAAUGCAUAGAGUAAGAUGGAAUAUGAACAAGGGUAGUCAAAGAUGGUUGUGCUAUGGUGGAGCUGGUGGAAUUGUACGCUGUCAGGAAAUCGACAAGUCGGCCGUCCGAUGAAGAGUGAGUGUCAGAAACGGAUUUGCAUAUGAUUUAUAAUCCUCCAGAUCUGCCAGUCCCCAGAGUAGUAUUAUUAUGGUGCAUGAGUAUAUUAUCCAGAUAUCCCCAUUGUAUGUAUUAGCUGUAUAUUAUAUGAUAUAUUUAGUGUAUUCGUUUCCUAUUUGUAGGCAGGGAGUUCUUAUUCUAAUUUCACAUUAUUCUUGUUACUGUU